AUGCCUGCCUCACACCCCCGCCAAUCGAGCGUAGACCUCGACUCCCCCGAUCGUCCCUUUGACAACAUCAUCAACUUCCGCGAUGUUGGCCGAACCAUCAACCAGCUAGUAGGCAAGAGGGUGCUCAAAGAGGGCCUCCUCUUCCGGAGCGCACGGCUCGACGAUGCCUCGGAGCGCGACAAACGUCCUACUGCCAUCUUCCUCCUCCCCCUCCUCCUCUUCUUCUCCUUCCUCCUCCUCCUCCUCCUCCUCCCCUCCUCCAACUCCAAUAUCUCCACCAACAACAUCCACCUCAUUGACCUCCCGCAUGUUCAGCGCGCCCUGAUCAGUCUCACCGGCAAAGCCUUCGAGCGGACCCUCCUCUGGCGUCUGGACUGGUGGAAUUUCUUCAAAGUCCUCGCCCUAGCAGCCGUCGGCUACCGCACCGACGCCGUCACCAUCGUCGGCCAACAGGUCAUGUCCCCGCGCGGCCUCAUCGGUCUGGGCAUCGACACCCUCGACAGCAGUUUCGGGGAGAUGCGCGACCUCUUCGAUCUGUUUGCUACCCUUCCCGCUGCUGCCGGGGACUCUGCCUCUGCUGCCACGUACCCCGUCAUCGUGCAUUGCACGCAGGGCAAGGAUCGCACCGGGCUGAUCAUCUUUCUGCUAUUGCUGAUUGUCGGCACGGUGCCUGUCGACGCCAUGACGGCGGAUUAUGUUCGGUCGGAGGGCGAGCUCCUCGUUGAGGCGGAGGAGCGCAUGAAGGAGAUUCGCGUGCUGGGGCUGUCGGAGGAUUACACCAAGUGUCCCGGUGGGUUUACCCGCGAGAUUCAUGCGCAUUUGGAUACCCGGUAUGGUGGCGUGGAGGGCUAUUUGGCGCAGGUGGGCGUGAGUGCUGCAAAGUUGGAGAGGAUUAGGAGCGUUUUGAUGGCUUGAGGG
Messenger RNA from Aspergillus heteromorphus CBS 117.55, 918 nucleotides. RefSeq names its product putative tyrosine/serine protein phosphatase (gene ptyA). The record is from RefSeq and is a predicted model, not a curated record. The transcript has 4 exons. Gene Ontology annotation, biological process: dephosphorylation. Lineage: Eukaryota; Fungi; Ascomycota; Eurotiomycetes; Eurotiales; Aspergillaceae. Bases 1 to 915 code for a protein of 304 amino acids. Gene Ontology annotation, molecular function: phosphoprotein phosphatase activity.